AGUGCAGGGACUGCAGGGCUAGCUAUCUAUCUAGCUCCUCCUCUGCCAACUGACUGAGUGAGAGCAGCUGCAGAUAGCUAGGAGAGGCCGAUUACAACUCCCUCAAGAAUUACUCUGAAGUCCCAAGGGAUCGGAGAAGGCACUGAUUUUUGAAGCCCUGGUUGGUAGCAGUGACCGAAAGGCAAGACAAUGGCGUCCUCGCUGCUCCACUGCUCCGACAAGCUCCCGUUCAUGGACGUGGAGGCCAUCCUCCACAUGAAAGAGGGGCUCGGCGAGACCAGUUACGCGCAGAACUCCUCGCUUCAGAAGCGGGGCAUGGACACGCUGAAGAGCCUCAUCACCAACGCCGCGACGGACGUGUACAUCUCGCAGAUGCCGGAGAGGUUCACGGUGGCCGACCUCGGCUGCUCGUCGGGCCCGAACGCGCUGUGCCUGGUGGAGGCCAUCGUGGGGAGCAUCGGGAGGGUGUGCGGCCGCCGGUCGUCGCAGCCGCCGCCCGAGUUCUCGGUGCUCCUCAACGACCUCCCGACCAACGACUUCAACACCAUCUUCUUCAGCCUGCCGGAGUUCACCGACCGGCUGAAGGCCGCCGCCGGGUCCGACGAGUGGGGCCGGCCGAUGGUGUUCCUCUCCGGCGUGCCGGGGUCCUUCUACGGGAGGCUCUUCCCCAGGAGGAGCGUGCACUUCAUCUGCUCCUGCUCCAGCCUGCACUGGCUCUCCCAGGUCCCUCCCGGCCUCUUCGACGAGGCGGGCAGGCCGGUGAACAAGGGGAAGAUGUACAUCUCGAGCACGAGCCCCCCCGCCGUGCCGCUGGCCUACCUGAGGCAGUUCCAGCUGGACUUCGGCCUGUUCCUCAAGUCGCGCGCCGCCGAGGUCGUCCCCGGCGGCCGGAUGGUGCUCGCCAUGCUCGGCAGGCAGACCGAGGGCUACAUCGACAGGCGGACCACCUUCCUCUGGGAGCUCCUCUCCGAGUCCUUCGCCGCGCUCGUGUCACAGGGGCUGGUGGAGCAGGAUAAGGUGGACGCGUACAACGUGCCGUUCUACGCGCCGUCGAUCGGGGAGGUGGAGGAGGAGGUGCGGCGGGAGGGGUCGUUCCGGCUGGACUGCGUGCAGACGUACGAGAUCAGCCUGAGCAGCAGCGGCGACGCCAAGGAGGACGGCCGGACGGUGUCCAUGGCGAUCAGGGCCAUCCAGGAGUCCAUGCUCAGCCACCACUUCGGGCCGGACGUCGUGGACGCGCUCUUCCACAGGUACACGGAGCUCGUCACCGAGUCCAUGGAGCGGGAGGAGGUCAAGAGCGUCCAGAUCGGGGUCGUCCUCACGAGGUUGUGACACGGGCCGCACGAGUACGCAGGGCUUGACACACGGUUGACAGCCUAUGCAUUGCAUUGCAUGACCCUGUUCUGUUGUUGACUUGUGGUGUGGCGUGUUCAGUACCAAGUAACUGGUAGUAACAAAUUUCAUGUAGCUAACUGGUAGAAUUGGAAUUGGGAGGGUGGGAACUCAAUUAACAAAGUGUAUUUAAAUGUCAAUGGUAAAUAUAUAUAUUCCUAUUUGUGCUCCA
Molecule: messenger RNA, 1564 nt
Organism: Panicum hallii
Lineage: Eukaryota; Viridiplantae; Streptophyta; Magnoliopsida; Poales; Poaceae
Product: salicylate carboxymethyltransferase-like
Exons: 4
Coding region: 190-1332 (380 amino acids)
Biological process (GO): methylation
Molecular function (GO): S-adenosylmethionine-dependent methyltransferase activity
Source: RefSeq, a predicted model, not a curated record